AUGAAGCGUUCUUAUUCUCUUUUACUACCAAUCCUUGCGUUGGGCAAUACUGUGACUGGAUCCGUGAUUGCCAGGCGAGACUUGUGUGGUCAGUAUGAAACCCAAUCUGUCGGACCAUACACUUUUUACACGAACCUCUGGGGCGAGAGCAGUGCUACAUCUGGAUGGCAGUGCUCUGGCAUUGACUACCAUAGCGGAAAUGAAGUUUCAUGGCACACUGUUUGGGACUGGGCGGGAGGCCCAUCUUCUGUCAAGAGCUACUCAAACAUUGAGUAUGCAUUUGGUUGGAAGCAGUUUUCUUCCAUCUCGAACAUCCCAACAACCUGGAAUUGGAAAUACACAGGCUCAAAUGUCGUUGCGGAUGUCUCGUAUGAUAUUUUUACCUCUCCCUAUCCCGAUGGACCAGCUUCCUAUGAGAUCAUGAUCUGGGUCGGUGCACUUGGUGGUGCUGGGCCUAUCUCUAGCACUGGAAGCCCGCUUGCGACUGUCGAUAUUGCUGGCGCUACAUGGAAGCUUUACAAAGGCCCCAAUACCUCUUGGACGGUCUUUAGCUUCGUUGCUGAAAACGAACAGACAACUUUCAAUGCGGAUCUUAUGGACUUUUUCCACUAUCUGAUUCAGAAUGAAGGCUUCCCUGCUAGCCAGUACGUGCAACAUAUUGCAUCUGGGACCGAGCCUUUUGAUGGAAUCAAUGCGCAGUUGACAACUACUGAGUACAUGAUCUCGGUCAACUAA
Talaromyces amestolkiae is the source of this 735-nucleotide messenger RNA. RefSeq lists its product as uncharacterized. Gene Ontology annotation, biological process: polysaccharide catabolic process. NCBI's taxonomy places the organism in Eukaryota, Fungi, Ascomycota, Eurotiomycetes, Eurotiales, Trichocomaceae. The record is from RefSeq and is a predicted model, not a curated record. The transcript is spliced from 2 exons. Gene Ontology annotation, molecular function: cellulase activity. The coding region runs from base 1 to 735 and encodes 244 amino acids.